ACAUUUCUAGUUUUGGCUAAACCGAUUAAACGUUACGUUUAGGUUUAGGUUAUUUUCGUUUGUCAUCAUAGGUGAUCAUAGGUGUUUAUCGAUUUCUGAUCCAUUUUCUGACCUUUUUGACAUUAAUGCAAUCUAAUUUUGUUUUGUCGCUGCCAUCCUUAACCAAUGUAAAUAAAAUUUGCCUUACACAUGGAAGCAGUGGAAGGAUUUAUUUGCAGGCACUGCGGUGCAUAUAUUCCUUUGUUAGAAACAGCAUCCGUUCAUGAAUGUUUUAAAAACAAAGAUGUAUAUGUAGACAACAAUAAUGUUUUAUUUGUACAUGACAAUUUGGAUGGCCAUGAUAAACUAUGUAAUGACUAUGAGAAAACAAACACUAUAGGAAGUAGUGAACAAUCUACUAAGCAAACAUGUAAUGACUAUGAGAAAACAAACACUAUAGAAAGUAGUGAACAAUCUACUAAGCAAAGUGCUGUGUGGACUGAUAAAGCUAUAAUGGCUCUUCUCAGCCUUUACGAAGCCAAUGUGCAUAUGUUGGAUCAUCCAAAGAAAAAAACCAAAAUUUGGACAGCAGUAUCAGAUGGUUUAAAAGAUUUCGAAAUCGAGAUGUCCCUGAUCAAGUAAGAUGGAAGAUGAACAUAUUGCAAAAAAAAUACAAAAAAUGUUGUGACAACAAUAACAAGUCCGGUAGGGGUAAAAUGGAAUUUAAAUGGUAUGAUCAAUUGGAUGAAAUAUUUGGUAGAAAUAAAGACGCUAUUGCUGCCCAUACCGUAUCAAGUAAAAUAAUAAAACAAGCUUCCGAGUCUACAUUAUCCAGCCAAAAGAACAUUGGAAAUUGUACUUCUGAGUCGUCAUAGUCGGCUGAGAUUCCUGCAACUCCUAUUGCUUCUACUUCUUUGCCAAUUAAUAAUAAAAAUGCAAAAAAACCAUUUCGUAUUUGGCGUGGAACAGGUUCGAACUUAGCAGAUAAAAAAUUAAACAUUGAACAUCAGUGGCUUAAAUUUUUAGAAAACAAAGAAGUAAGAGAUACUGAACGUGAUAAAAGGAUUGCGAAAUCUGAAGAA
Molecule: messenger RNA, 1061 nt
Organism: Monomorium pharaonis (pharaoh ant)
Lineage: Eukaryota; Metazoa; Arthropoda; Insecta; Hymenoptera; Formicidae
Exons: 6
Coding region: 190-621 (143 amino acids)
Source: RefSeq, a predicted model, not a curated record